Messenger RNA from Phaedon cochleariae (mustard beetle), 1601 nucleotides. The record is from the annotation of a GenBank genome assembly. Lineage: Eukaryota; Metazoa; Arthropoda; Insecta; Coleoptera; Chrysomelidae.
CGACUGCGCGUUUUGCUUGAGUCACGUGAUGCGUCCUCUCCGUUCUCGGCGUUCUCGCAAUUCUCGCAUUUUUUUGACCGCCAUCCGCCAUUAUUGUGUAUGGUAUUUCAUGUUCAUUCCAUGAAAGCGGUAAACUGUGGUUCCUUUAAUUCAUUAAUAUUGAAUAAAAAACGUUCCAUGUUUUCCAUUCAAUGUUAACUGCAUUGAAAUGUGACAUGUUGGAAUUGCUUCCUGCAUUAUAGAGUGUAUGGUGAACUUGUUUUAUCCACAGUAGCGUCAUUAUUCCAAAAUCCAAACGAGAAUAAGAAGAAGAUUAUCAUUGAUUCCAACGAUUCCAACCUAUACUAGCUUUGGGAUUUUCGUAAAUAUGGAUAAUUCUGAAAAAAGUUGGACCAUUGUCCAGUUUGAUGAUUUAUCAGUGGCAGCUGUUCCGACAAAUUGGAUACAAGGAGAAUUGUGCCAUUGGCCUUCUUAUUUACAAACAAAAUUGGCUAAUGCCAUCAGAAAAUGUGAACCUUUGAACACAUGCUGGCCAGUUCAUCAUAUUAAAAUAUUUAGAAAUGCUACUUAUGAUGAUUAUAUGACUGCUAGAAAUAAGUCAAAAGUGGCAGAAGAAACCAGUGAUCUGGCGUCGGAUUAUGAAAAUAUAUCAAAGAGAAGAAGAGUUCAAAAAGUAUUAUCAUCAUCUGACGAUUCUUUGACUGAAUCUAUCCUUCCAGUAGCCCCGAAAUUGAGGUUACCCACAAAAAAUAAUGCAGAGAUUCCACAGAAGGAAUAUCAUAAUACUUACAUCAAAGAAUCUCAAACUGCAGAAAUCACACCUAUUAUUGAAAAUAAUCACCUAGAAGUUGAGGUAUCUGAUGUCCCCCAAAGAGAAACAGAAAGGCCUAAUUCAUCAUGUGUUUUCUGUGAAAAAUAUUUUCAUACUUUAUUGGAACAAAACCAUCUCCUACGAAGUUUGACUACAGAUGUCUUAGCAGAAAUUCGAACAUUGAAAAAAAAUACUGGACCAGCAAUUCAGGAAGAAAUUCAAUCAGUUUUUGUGAAAUUUGCAAAAGAAGUUAAGUUUCCUAUGCAGACUGAUACUGAUGUAAAAAAACUCGAGAAUAUUUUGGAAAAUCCAGAAAAUUUCAGUAGAGCCGUACAUGAAUUCGCUGGAUUUGGGGGCUCAAAUACUUACAGCUUUAUAAAAAGAGUAAUGUCGGCACUAAUGACAAAUGAUAUGGCCAAGCAGUACAGCUGGCUUGGAAGGAAGGGGAAGAUGUCCUUUCAUAAAUUGAAUCUUUCUACAUUACUGAUAAGAUCUGCUGAAACAGCCAAGAUUUCUGAAAAUUUCAGACAAACUGAGCUAGCAAUUCAGUCAUGGCUCAAGAGAGCAAGUGAAAGGGUCCUCCAGGAGAAUCGGCAAGCAAAAAAGUUUUGAUGUCUAAUGAAAUAUUAUGUUAACUAUAAAUAUAAAUUAUAUUCAUGUACCUGCUUACUUUAAAUUUGUAUAAAAUACAGAUAUAAAUGAUGUUGUAUAACAACUAUAUAUGUAUCAAUAAUUCACAUAUGUUCGGUAUAAUAAAUGUUCCUAUGAGAAAAUGCUUGUUUUUAUAUUA